This is a messenger RNA of Priapulus caudatus, 789 nucleotides long. RefSeq lists its product as uncharacterized. Gene Ontology annotation, biological process: DNA integration. The transcript is spliced from 2 exons. Bases 1 to 789 code for a protein of 262 amino acids. The record is from RefSeq and is a predicted model, not a curated record. Gene Ontology annotation, molecular function: nucleic acid binding. Lineage: Eukaryota; Metazoa; Priapulida; Priapulimorpha; Priapulimorphida; Priapulidae.
AUGUCGGCACUGCCUGAACGUCUAUGGUCAGAGAUCAGCACUGAUUUUGGACAGGUACCUGGCAUGGGUACGUAUUUUAUGGUUAUCUCCGACGACUUAUCACGCUACGUCGUAGAGGAACCAGUGUCCUCUCUCACAGCCAAUGCUGUCAUCCCUGUCCUUGACAAGAUCAUUGGAGAAUUCGGUGUACCCGAUGUGGUCAAGUCGGAUAACGGACCCCCCUUCAACAGCAGCGCAUUCUCUGACUACGCACGGCACAAAGGCUUCAAGUAUUGUAAGAUUACUCCCCUGUGGCCGCUUGCAAACGCCGAGGCAGAUCGCUUUAUGAAGACGGUAAAGAAGUCCAUUAAAGCUACCGUAGCGGAAGGGAACAGCUGGAACCAGGAGCUGCACAGCUUUCUGCUUAGCUAUCGAGCAACUCCUUACAGCAGCACUGGCAUACCUCCAGCUACGCUGAUGUUCGGAAGGGCUAUCAAAACAACCCUACCCCGGAUCGCGUACGAGCAACCGCAGCACAACAUCCGUCAGAAGGACAGCGAGUCCAAAGCAAGGAUGAAGGUGUACGCGGAUCGCAAGGCAUACGUCAGAGAAUCUUGUAUAAAAAUUGAAGACGUCCCGACGUCGUCUGAUGAGGAGGAGGAAGAGCUGGGUCCGCAACAAUACCCCAGACCAGACGAUCCGCCGAGGGACACUGUGGUCCAGCAUGCUCCAGGGCUACCUGAGGUGCAAGGUAGACCGCAGCUAGAGCGUCGGCUUCCGGAGAGAUUCAAGGACUUCAUCAUGAAGUAG